AUGGCGGCGGAGAUUCAUCCCCAGCCCCUGACCCGCAAGCCGAUCCUUCUGCACGGUCGAGGGUCGCAGGAGGUGGUGAACAUGGCGGUGAUCGUGCCUAAGGAGGAGGGUGUCAUCAGCGUCUCGGAAGACAGGACAGUUCGUGUUUGGUUAAAGAGGGACAGUGGACAGUACUCAAGCAUAUACCAUGCAAUGCCUUCUCCAUGUUCAUGCAUGUCUUUUAACCCGGAAACAAGAAGACUGUCCAUAGGUCUAGACAAUGGUACAAUCUCAGUAAGUACAAAUAAGUUGGGUCAGAGGAUGGAGAAGGAAGGUCAGAUGCUGUUUGACCACCGGACCAAGUGUGGACCGCAGCAAGAGAAGCAGGACGCUUGGGAGACGCGCAGAGGGAGGAUUGGGGCAGUUCCGGAGCGGAGGGAAAGACAGACGCAUCCCUUGAUAGUGUUCUGUAGGAUUCAUAUUUGCAAGUUAAAUGAACAGCUUCAUGGAAAAGUCACUGCUUGCUUCUGUUUCGUUAGUGGUGUUCUUCAGGUGGCCGAGCUUGAUGUUGUGUCGCAUGGUGGAGCUCACAGUGUUGUGUGUUUUCACGGAAACCCCAGGGACAGAGUUUUUUUCCUGGUAACAGGAGAUACCCAGGUGGACUCUCCUGAGCCUUCAGAGGCUUCAAGGGAAAAGAAUGUAGUUACCUUAGGAAAGGGUAUUUCUUUUUCCAGUAAAAGAGAAAAUUGUGCCUUUGAAAAUAAGUUUUUGCAUCCUUUAAAAAGGAAUCUGGGCAUCUUUAGAGAUGUCAUCCCCACGGCCAGCGUCUCCCUGUACGGAGAAUGUGCAGGACAGGGCACUGUUUGUAGUGAAUCCGUAUGUGCAACUUUCUCUCCCUUGUCUGCAUCUGUUUCUGCCGUUUCAGUUACCCACCGACAGCUGUGGUCUGAAACAGACUGCACAACAAAGCCUCGCAAAUUGGAUGGCUUAAAACGACGGGAUUCAUUUUCUCAGUUUCAGAAACUAGACACAGAAAUGAAGAUAUUUGAUGUUGAAACCGUCACGUGUUUAUUGGUGAUUCACUCGGGCCAAGUCACCAUCCUCAAACUGGAACAAGAAAACUGCACACUGCUCACAUCCUUCAGAGGGCACACAGGAGGGUGGACAGCGCUCUGCUGGGACCCAGUGCAGCGCGUGCUGUUCUCAGGGAGUUCCGAUCACUCCGUCAUCAUGUGGGACAUCGGUGGGAGAAAGGGACAGCCAUCGAGCUCCAGAACAAUUUUGAGUUGUGGACAUCAUGACAAAGUCCAAGCCCUCUCCUAUGCACAGCACACAAGGCAGCUCAUCUCAUGCGGCGGGGACGGUGGCAUUGUCGUCUGGAACAUGGAUGUGGAAAGGCAGGAGGUAAACCCUGAGUGGUUGGACAGUGACUCCUCAAAAUGUGACCAGCCUUUCUUCUGGAACUUCAAGCAAAUGUGGGACAGUAAGAAAAUUGGCCUAAGACAGCACCACUGCCGGAAAUGUGGGAAGGCCGUGUGCGGCAAGUGUAGCUCCAAGCGCUCUUCCAUCCCCCUCAUGGGCUUUGAGUUCGAAGUUCGGGUCUGCGACAGCUGCCACGAGGCCAUCACAGAUGAAGAACGUGCGCCCACAGCUACCUUCCAUGACAGUAAGCACAACAUUGUGCACGUGCAUUUUGAUGCAACCAGGGGAUGGUUACUGACUUCUGGAACUGACAAAGUGAUUAAGUUGUGGGAUAUGACCCCAGUAGUGUCCUGAUGUCUCUCCAAGGGACGAGAAAAUAGUUUUUAUUAAAGAGACACUUGUUUGAGCCCAAAAUCAUUACAGGAGAAGCAAAGUACACAUAUGAGCAGGAAGAGAGACUGAAGGCGGCUCACAGUGGAUGUGUGCCUCCCGGCCUGUCGCAGUGAACCGGUGGGAGAGCACACCCAGGACUCUUCAGUUGCCCUUACAACAUAAAAGAAGAUAUUUUUUUAUCAAAUGGUUUAUACAGCCUGGCUGUGCUGCAUUGUUUUGAGUCUAUUGGAAAAUCUGUGUGGGAUGUUUAAGCUUCUGUGUUUCAGCCUCCAUUGUUCUCAUUGCUUUUUGUGUCCAAAAAAAAAAAAA
This is a messenger RNA of Peromyscus leucopus (white-footed mouse), 2103 nucleotides long. RefSeq names its product WD repeat and FYVE domain-containing protein 2-like. Gene Ontology annotation, molecular function: protein binding; metal ion binding. The record is from RefSeq and is a predicted model, not a curated record. Lineage: Eukaryota; Metazoa; Chordata; Mammalia; Rodentia; Cricetidae.